Molecule: messenger RNA, 2802 nt
Organism: Podarcis muralis (Common wall lizard)
Lineage: Eukaryota; Metazoa; Chordata; Lepidosauria; Squamata; Lacertidae
Gene: EIF6
Product: eukaryotic translation initiation factor 6
Biological process (GO): cytosolic ribosome assembly
Molecular function (GO): ribosome binding
Source: RefSeq, a predicted model, not a curated record
CCGGGCGACGGGGCUUGCGGCCUGUCCGCGUGUCUAAGGCAACGGACGAAGGGCGACGUUGGGCGGUUUCCCCCUCUCUCUCUCUGCUUUCUGCUCGGGGGCUCCUUGACAGCAAUGGCGGUGCGGGCCAGCUUCGAGAAUAACAACGAGAUCGGCUGUUUCGCCAAGCUCACGAACGCCUACUGCCUGGUGGCCAUCGGGGGCUCAGAGGGCUUCUACAGUGUUUUUGAAGGGGAGCUUUCGGAUACCAUCCCUGUAGUUCAUGCUUCAAUUGCCGGAUGUCGAAUCAUUGGCAGAAUGUGUGUGGGAAACCGGCAUGGCUUGUUAGUCCCAAACAAUACCACGGACCAGGAGCUUCAGCACAUCCGAAACAGUCUUCCAGACUCCGUACGAAUUCAGCGGGUGGAAGAGCGCCUCUCUGCCUUGGGCAAUGUCACUACGUGCAAUGACUAUGUAGCACUUGUCCAUCCAGACAUUGACAGAGAGACAGAAGAGAUUUUAGCAGACGUACUAAAAGUGGAAGUAUUUAGGCAGACGGUAGCAGAACAAGUGUUGGUGGGAAGUUAUUGUGCUUUCAGCAACCAGGGAGGACUUGUGCACCCCAAGACUUCCAUUGAAGACCAGGAUGAGCUCUCCUCAUUGCUACAAGUCCCACUUGUGGCUGGAACUGUUAACCGUGGCAGUGAGGUGAUUGCAGCUGGAAUGGUUGUGAAUGACUGGUGUGCCUUCUGUGGCCUGGACACAACCAGCACAGAGUUAUCUGUUAUUGAGAGUGUCUUUAAACUCAAUGAAUCACAGCCAAGUACCAUUGCUACUACUAUGAGAGAUUCUUUGAUUGACAGCUUGACAUGAUCUGCUGCUCCCUGACCACCACAGAAGCACUGAAGGCCAGAUUAUGAUCUUGAUUGCUCACUGAAGUAAAUGCUCUGUUUAUUACUCUGCAGACCUAGACCAGGAAGGGUAUACAACAAUCAGCAUUUCUAAACUACAAUGUUACACACCUGUGCCCCUUUUUGUUACUUCUGCUAAUAUGGCCUGCUUUCAUUAAUUCAUGAGAUAAUUUUCGAAUUGCGACUGUAUGUUAUCGAAAAAUGUUUAAAAAUGUCAUUACAUGUAAUAAUGGUUAAAAAACAAAAGAAAAUGGUUUUCUCCUUCUGCAUUCACCGGCAUGUGCCUGAACCAGCUAUCAUUUCUCGAUCAGACACAGCUGGGAUUUCUACUGGAUCAUUUUUACAUAGCCUGCAGCCUAGAUUAAUGUAGCUGUCUUAUGUAAAUUUGGUAGUCAGACACUGCCUGUUAAAAGGACUGAAAUAAGCCAUGGAGCUUUUUGCCAUAACCCUAUAAUUCUGUAAAGCCAACAUGUGCUAGCAGUUCUCUGAAAUGACACUGGCCUUUAUCUGUGGAGGAAGACCAGGUGAAAGACCAAUCCAUCCCUCUGCUGAAGUUAUGAAGAGCCUUUACUUUAGAGAAAAUAGCCUGGGUGGAAAUAAUUUAUUUUGACCUCUUUGUUGUAUGCACACUUCCUUAACAAUUCAGUCAUAAGAAACUACUUUGCAACCUGUAUCUUAAGCCUCUUAUGAGGCUCUGCUUUGUUGCGCAGCGAUAGAAACAAUCCUUGGAAGUAGGUGAUGGUGUCACUUGGUUGAGGCUUAAUGCCAAAGGCAGUUAAAACUAAUAAACCUUAAAGCUAGAAACUGUUGUUCUGGACAUUGAUACUGGUAUUCAGUAUAAGGGAUGAGGGCUGCAUCAAAGAGAUCUGAAAGAACACAUAAGUUUUGUUAAACAAUCUGGCUUUUACUUGAAAACUUUCCAUAGCUACUUUAUGAUUUCAUAGCUUUCCCUGCUGCAGUUUACUGGCCAAAGUACCUGUUUCAAUUGUGCCAUCUAUCUUUUCUCAUUGUUCCUGGCUAUUACAAAAUCACCCCUGUCUUCCUCUGUAAGGUGAUCCAGCACACUCUACUCCAUGUUUUACUACAUCUAGCUCAAACACAUCCCAGUAAUGAAUCAUGGUGCAAGUUAAAAGCAGCUGAAGGUGUAUUACACUGGAGUGGGGAAUCUUUGAUCCUCCAGACAGUUCUAAAAUACAGCACCCAUCAUCUCUGAUUAUUGGCUAGGCUGGCGGGAGUUGGGAGUCCAAUAACAUCUUAGCAUCCAUAUAUGCCUUUAAGUGCAGCCACAUUGAAUAAUAAUUGCUGAACCACUGUAUCCCAGAUGUGAGUGCAGUGACAUUUGAUUUAGCUAUCUGACCCACAGAUGACAACUAAGAGAUUGAGUGUGCACAAAGGACUAGACAUUUUCUUCUGCCAUGUGGCUAUUUUUCUGAGAGCAGCCAGACUGCUCUGUGAAGCAAAUGUAACCUUCUGCAGCAGCCUUUAAAUGUUAGCAAAAGUUAUGGAUAGAAUGUUUAAGAAAAGGGGAACAAAUAACUUACGCAGUAACCAGUAGGAAAGAGACUACUUGGUUUUUUAAAAAAAUCUAUUAUGAAUAUGGAAGAAAUGGAAAGUACAUUUAACACCUUAAGUGUGGAAUCUAGAAACAAGCUCCCAUCAACAGAUUAGAAAAGCAAAAUAUUUCUGCCUGAAAACAGCAAAAAACAAAAACUCUGAAAUCCAGGAGGACCAGAAAUGUAACACCUUAGGAGCAGGCAGAUUUAUUGGAAUAUUAAUAAAUUGGCCAGUCUCAAAUUUUUAGAGAGUUUGGAAACAACAGAUGCUGUUCAAGUGUCCUGACAAGCAUUCAUUUAAAAAUGUAUGACAAGAUGACAAUCUCCUUUAAUAAAUGUGCUGGUGUUUGAUUUCAUGA